Molecule: messenger RNA, 1370 nt
Organism: Bipolaris sorokiniana ND90Pr
Lineage: Eukaryota; Fungi; Ascomycota; Dothideomycetes; Pleosporales; Pleosporaceae
Exons: 3
Coding region: 89-1072 (327 amino acids)
Biological process (GO): peptidyl-hypusine biosynthetic process
Molecular function (GO): deoxyhypusine monooxygenase activity
Source: RefSeq, a predicted model, not a curated record
CCCCACCAAAAAAGAGUUGAGCCGCGUCUAGAGGCGACCCUCUGUUCCUGUCUUCUGUCACUCAACACUCUAUCAUCCAAUCAACAACAUGGCUGUCACCGAACAAGACACACAGGUUGUAACCCUGCGCAAGAUCCUCACAUCGGAAUCGGAGCCCCUCGCCCGACGAUUCCGUGCUCUCUUCUCUUUGAAGUACCUAGCAGGCCUGAACCCGCCCACCGAACAAACAGUCCCCGCGAUCGAAGCCAUUGGCGCAGCUUUUUCUUCGCCGUCUGCUCUUCUGAAGCAUGAGCUCGCCUACUGCCUGGGUCAGUCUGGUCACGAUGCUGCUAUUGCACCGCUGAGGGCUGUGUUGCAAGACAAGGAAGAAGACUCUAUGUGCAGGCAUGAGGCUGCGGAGGCACUCGGCGCAUUGAGCGACAAGGGGAGUUUGGAUCUACUGAAGCAGUUGAGAGAUGAUGUCCAAGAGGUCGACGUUGUGCGGGAAACUUGCGAUAUUGCUGUCGAUCGCAUCGAAUGGGAUCAUGGUCUACAGAAGGGACAAGAGAAGCUGAAGAAGAGUGAUUUCACGUCAAUCGACCCUGCACCGCCGCUACCACAGAGCACCGAGAAACUAUCGAUACCAGAACUUGAAAAGACACUACUCGAUACAUCUUUGCCCUUGUUCCAGCGGUACCGGGCUAUGUUCGCCCUACGCGAUCUUUCCUCGCCACCCGACCUCCCAACUGCUAUCCCGGCUGUACAAGCGCUCGCCCGCGGUUUUAGCGACCCGUCUGCUCUCUUCCGCCACGAAAUCGCAUUUGUAUUUGGGCAGCUGUCACAUCCCGCGUCAAUUCCCAGCUUGACAGAGGCAUUGAGUAACACAAACGAGGCUAGUAUGGUCCGCCAUGAGGCAGCGGAGGCUCUGGGUAGUUUGGGCGACGAGGACGGUGUCGAAGAAACUUUGCGCAAAUUCUUGAAUGAUCCAGAACAGGUUGUACGAGACAGUGUGAUUGUUGCGCUCGAUAUGGCAGAGUUCGAGAAGAAUGGGGAGAUGGAGUACGCAAUUGUGCCACAGGUUGCUGCGGCUUAGAAGUGGCUGCAUGUUGCAUGACCAUGGCGUUUGGGUUACAUAAAGUUCAACGAGGCCAUUGUACUUGUACAGCCCAAUUCAGUUGUUCGUGUUCCACUUGUGACCGCAAUCACACUCGUAAAAGACAGUCGUUCCCUCGUCUGCACUCCGCAGUUGUUGAGUGUAGUAUCGCACUUGCUCUCUUCCACAUUUUUCGCAUGGGUGGUUGAUUAUACUAGUGGUUUGUACGUCUUCCUCCGAAAUGGUCUGCACCUCGGAUCUCUUCGCGCGCAGGGAAGAAGGAAAAGCGGUAGGCCUA